AUGUAGAGGAAAAUGAGUUUAAGAUAAAAUGAUUUUGUUAAAGGUGGAGGAGUGUAGAUAAAUAUUUUUCAUAUAUUUCAACGGAUGUAAAUAAUUAAACAAUAAGACCGUAUAAGCCUAUCAUUCAUCGAUUUCGAAAUACAAUACUAUAUUUAGAGAUAAAUUGUACUAAAUUCAUAGGAUCAAAACUAUCUUAGAGGAAAAGAGAUUUAAUUAUUAGAAGCUAUGUAUUCUCUUAUUUAUUAUAGAGUGGCAGAAGCGAAGGAGUGUUAUUAAUUUAAAGAUGGACUUCCUUAGGAGUCCCUUUUAUCUCCAGGGUUAUUUUAUAUAUAUUUGGAAGCGUCUUUGGAUGAAAUUGAGAGAAAGGCAUAUAUUCUAUAUGAGGAAUUUGAAUAUGCAGAUGAUUUAGCAAUUAUAAUUAAAAAUAAAUUCUUAAAAUCCUUUAUUAGAUGUUUAAGUGAAGAAUGUAUGAAGUGGAACCUUAAAAUUUAUUAAAACUAAAUGUGGAAUUAUUAAGUUGAAGUAAGAAAUAACAAAAUAAAAAAAAUUGAAGGGAUUCCAAUUGUAGAAAGCUAUACAUACUUAGGAAUUGUGAUUAAUAGGUUAGGAAAUUUGAAGGAUCAUAUUACAAAAACUAAGUAAAGAAUAUAAUACAUAGUCAAGGAAUUAAGUUGGAUCUCUUAAUAUAUGAAUUAUAAAGAGAGAAUAAAUUUAUGGAUUGCCUUUAACAGACCUCAUUUUCAAUAUUUAGCUGUUGCAGCGCAUUUGAAUAAAAUAAGUCAUAUUAACAAAAAAUAGAUAGGUUAUAUAAAGGAUCUUUAAAAACUUUAAUAAGGGGUCCCUAGAUUAAAUAGGAAGUUAAAUUGUUAAUUCUCUAGAUAACCUUAAUAAAUAGUGUAUGUAUUAUAUUAAGAAAAUGAUUAUUGAAGGAUAGAUAUUUUAAUUUGAAAUUGAUGUAAUA
Messenger RNA from Paramecium octaurelia, 961 nucleotides. NCBI's taxonomy places the organism in Eukaryota, Ciliophora, Oligohymenophorea, Peniculida, Parameciidae. The record is from the annotation of a GenBank genome assembly.